GUUGAAGUUAGCAUUCUACAACAGUAGCUUGAAGCACGGUCACGGGUAUAUCCAGAUAAGGUAUGAUCCGAUCUAUUGAAUUGAACUCAACAUUGGAAGUUUGACAUUUCAGCGUUGUAUUUUCUGGGUUGCGGCGCGUGGCAUUCAUUAUCUACAUAUGUAGUUAUUAAUUUUUAUCUAUUAAUUACUACUAGAUAACCUUAAGCGCAUUUCGCUCACCUUGCCCCUCCCUUCUUUUUUCAAGGGCUCCAAAGGAAUAAAAAGAGGCAAAGAAAAAGAAAAAAAAGGAAGAAGCAAAAAGAUAUAAAGGGGAAAACUAAUACGAUACGAUACACUACUAUUGUCACAUUCGAUACCCAAAAAAGAAAAAACCUAAAGUAGUACCGUCAUAAUGUCUACCACUACGACUGUCACGCAAAGUGUUCCCACGGCCGAGACCCUUCUUCGCUUGUUCCCAGACAUCGAUACCAGUUCCGCCGAGUUGGAAGGUCAUGAUGCCGAACAGAUUCGCCUUAUGGACGAGGUGUGUAUUGUGCUCGACAACGACGACAACCCAAUUGGAACAGCAAGCAAGAAGCUUUGCCACUUAAUGACCAACAUCGACAAGGGUUUGCUGCAUCGCGCAUUCUCCUGUUUCCUCUUCGAUGAUCAGAACCGAUUACUCCUUCAGCAGCGUGCCACGGAGAAGAUUACCUUUCCUGACAUGUGGACAAACACGUGCUGCUCUCAUCCCUUGGGAAUCCCCGGCGAGACUGGCUCAAACCUGAAAGACUCAGUUGAGGGCGUCAAACGCGCAGCGCAGCGAAAACUUGACCACGAGUUAGGUAUCAAAAAGGAGCAAGUGCCCUUCGAGGACUUUCACUUCUUGACAAGAAUUCAUUAUAAGGCACCCAGUGAUGGUAAAUGGGGUGAACACGAAGUUGACUAUAUCCUCUUCAUCAAGGCCAAUGUCGACCUAAAUGCCAAUCCUAACGAAGUAAAAGAUACUAAAUACGUCACCGCCGACGAGUUGAAGACCCUCUUCACCGACCCAACGCUAAAGUUCACGCCUUGGUUCAAGCUCAUUUGCGAGUCGAUGCUUUUCGAGUGGUGGGAGAACCUCGAUUCGGGUCUUGAGAAGUACACCAACGAGGAGCAAAUCAGGCGCAUGUGAGGUCUGCCCAGGCUUACAUGACGUAUAAUGGACGAGAGAUGCGGGAAUUUUGAAUUUUCUUCUUUCUCUUUUGCUUUUCAAUUCUGAAAAAGGUCACCCAAGAAGAGC
This is a messenger RNA of Hypoxylon fragiforme, 1261 nucleotides long. RefSeq names its product Isopentenyldiphosphate isomerase. The transcript is spliced from 4 exons. Gene Ontology annotation, biological process: isoprenoid biosynthetic process; isopentenyl diphosphate biosynthetic process. The record is from RefSeq and is a predicted model, not a curated record. The coding region runs from base 392 to 1153 and encodes 253 amino acids. NCBI's taxonomy places the organism in Eukaryota, Fungi, Ascomycota, Sordariomycetes, Xylariales, Hypoxylaceae. Gene Ontology annotation, molecular function: isopentenyl-diphosphate delta-isomerase activity. Gene Ontology annotation, cellular component: cytoplasm.